AUGGAGAUAAAUGAGAUACCCAUUGUCAAUGACCCGAAAAUAAACAAGGGUAUCAACGUAUUGGAUCCAAAAGAUGUACCUACAAUUGAUGAGGAAGUUCGGGCUGAAUUGAGAAGAAUGGGGGAGCCAGUAACGUAUUUUGGUGAAGGGAAGGCAGAAAGAAGGGAAAGGUUAAUAAAGUUAGUAUCUGAGUUACCCAAUACAAACUUUGAGUUUGCAUAUGUCGAAGAAAAUAAUAGACAGGAAGAAGUAGAAGGGAGUGAUGAUGAUAUGGAAGAAGAUGAGGAAGAUGAAGAUUUUUAUACUCCAGGUUCAGAGGCUUUAUUAGAAACACGUAAAGGGUUUUUAGAAUAUUCGCUUCAAAAAUCAUCGGAAAGAAACGAGCUACAAAAAAAUAUAUCGAAACAACAAGAUUUCAUUAAAACUUUGAAGCAUCGCCGAACAAUAAAUUCCAAUCUUUCUAAAUUCACCCUUUAUGGAACGCAGCUAAUCACAGGAAAUACCAGGACAUUGUCGGCAGUGCGAUUCUCGUCUGAUAGUUCAUUAAUAGCUUGUGGAUCAUGGGAUGGAUCGGUCUAUAUUUUGAGUAGGGAAGAUUUGAAAACAAAGUAUUAUCUGGGACCAGGCCACCAUACAGAGAAAGUGAGCGCCCUAGAUUGGGAUAUGUUCAAUAAUAACAGAUUAAUUGUUACUGGUGGCAAUGAAGGAGCCAUUAAUUUUUGGAUGACUCCUGACACAAACGAUACAGAGCCACAAAAAAUGACACCAUCUGCAACAAUCAAAGAUGCUCAUCAACAUCGAAUAAGUAAAACUUUAUUCCAUCCUACAGGAAAGUAUGUAGUUUCUACGUCAUUUGACCAAACAUGGAAGCUUUGGGACGUUGAAAAACCUCAAGAGGCUUUGGUUCAACAAGAAGGUCAUUCCAAAGAGGUAUUUUGCGGCUCGUUCCACCCUGACGGUGGUCUUUUAUCUACCGGAGGACUUGAUGCUAUAGGUAGACUCUGGGAUUUAAGGUGCGGAAGAUCAAUUGCGACAUUACAAGGUCACAUUAAAGGCAUAUAUAGUAUGGAUUGGUCUCCUAAUGGAUAUAAUUUAGCAACGGCCAGUGGAGACUGUGCUGUGAAGAUAUGGGAUAUCCGUAAAUUUGAUAAUUCCAACCUGAAUGGUGAAUUGUUCUCAAUUCCUUCACAUACUAAAUUGGUUAGUGAUGUUAGAUUUUUUCACAAAAGAGAUGACACCAAGCCGCUGGGAGAAUUAAGUACUACAGUGACAGAUGAGUUUGAUCAGAAUCCUGAACGACUAGAUACAAAUGGUACAUUCUUGGCAAGUGCAUCUUACGAUGGAAUGGUUAAUAUAUGGUCAGCUGAUAAUUGGGUCAAAGUAAAAAGUUUAAAAGGUCAUAGUGAUAAAGUUAUGAGUUGUGACAUUAGUGGAGACGGAUGCUUCAUUGUUAGUAGUGGUUGGGAUAGAUCUGUUAAAUUAUGGAGAAUAUAG
Messenger RNA from Debaryomyces fabryi, 1494 nucleotides. Its product is annotated as U4/U6-U5 snRNP complex subunit. The coding region runs from base 1 to 1494 and encodes 497 amino acids. Gene Ontology annotation, biological process: mRNA splicing, via spliceosome. Gene Ontology annotation, molecular function: protein binding; U4 snRNA binding; U6 snRNA binding. The record is from RefSeq and is a predicted model, not a curated record. Lineage: Eukaryota; Fungi; Ascomycota; Pichiomycetes; Serinales; Debaryomycetaceae. The transcript has a single exon. Gene Ontology annotation, cellular component: U4/U6 x U5 tri-snRNP complex.